ACCCGCGCGUGUAUAAAUUUAUAUAAAAGUAACCUGCUGAAUUGUUUAAAACAUUUGUAUUUGUGUAUAAUGUACCUGUAAACUUCGUGCAAACAUGGAGGACUUUGCGAAUAAUCCAGGAGUGGUAGUAGUCCGCGCGAAACCCGAAGGACAACGUAAGACUUUCAAACCAAAAACGCGCGCAGUCACAAAGAUCCCUGACGAGUUGUUGAACGAUCCUUUAUUAAACAGAGCUUGUGAGGUGCUUCCACAAAACUACAAUUUCGAGGUGCAUAAGACUAUAUGGAGGAUUCGAUCACUAAACGCAAAGAGAGUAGCUCUACAACUCCCUGAAGGUCUAACAAUGUUCGCAACAACUUUGAGCGAUUUAAUCGAGGCUUUUACCGAAGCUGACACCGUCAUAAUGGGUGAUGUCACGUACGGCGCGUGUUGCAUCGACGACUACACGGCUAUUGCGCUCGGCGUCGACCUAUUGGUGCACUAUGGACACUCCUGUCUUAUCCCCAUAGACCAAACCAGUAAUAUAAAGGUGCUAUAUAUCUUUGUCGAUAUUAAAAUAGAUCCGUCACACUUUUUAGAAACAAUUAAAGUUAAUUUUCCGAUACGAACUCACUUAGCUCUAGUUAGUACUAUACAAUUUGUCACAACCCUACAUUCUGUAGCUAAGAAUUUACGCAAUGAAGAGUAUAUAGUGACUGUACCUCAAUGUAAACCUUUAUCGCCUGGAGAAAUUCUAGGUUGCACAGCUCCUAAAGUGACUUCCGAUGUAAUAAUUUAUUUAGGAGAUGGAAGAUUUCAUUUAGAAUCAAUAAUGAUAGCUAAUCCUAAUAUUCCUGCAUUUAAAUAUGAUCCCUAUGAAAAGAAAUUUACUUCAGAGGUGUAUGAGCACAAAUUGAUGCAAACUAAUAGACAGAAUCAGAUUAAGAUGGCUGAAGAUUCCUGCACCUUUGGUCUUAUACUAGGCACCUUAGGUAGACAGGGAAGUACUAAGGUUUUAUGUAAUUUAGAAAAGCAAAUUAAGAAUGCAGAUAAGAAGUAUGUGAAGAUACUUCUAUCUGAGAUCUUUCCUAGUAAACUAGCCUUGUUUAACCUGGAUGCAUUUGUACAAGUGGCUUGCCCAAGACUAUCUAUCGAUUGGGGAACAGAGUUUUCAAAACCUUUGUUAACUCCAUAUGAGUUUUCAGUGUCUCUAGGAAAUAGUAAAUGGUUAAAGGAAGAUGGCACAUAUCCUAUGGACUUCUACUCUAAUGAGAGCUUAGGACCAUGGACACCUAAUUACAAACCUGUGUUAUGUUUGGACUCUGAUAAAAAAUGCGAUAAUUGUUGUGAAGGAAAGGGAAAAAUUGUUUCAUAGUGUAAGAAACGAAAAAUGUGAUAGUCUGAAAGCAGUUAAUUUACUGAACUAAAUGAAACUAACCUCGCACUGCUGGGCCAGGUCUUUGUUAGUGUGUGUAAUAGUUGAUGUAAUUGAAUAGUCUCAUAAAUAAUUAAAUCAAGA
Messenger RNA from Hyposmocoma kahamanoa, 1498 nucleotides. RefSeq names its product 2-(3-amino-3-carboxypropyl)histidine synthase subunit 1 (gene Dph1). The transcript is spliced from 2 exons. Gene Ontology annotation, biological process: protein histidyl modification to diphthamide. Gene Ontology annotation, molecular function: 2-(3-amino-3-carboxypropyl)histidine synthase activity. Lineage: Eukaryota; Metazoa; Arthropoda; Insecta; Lepidoptera; Cosmopterigidae. The coding region runs from base 95 to 1354 and encodes 419 amino acids. The record is from RefSeq and is a predicted model, not a curated record.